Molecule: messenger RNA, 426 nt
Organism: Yamadazyma jaroonii
Lineage: Eukaryota; Fungi; Ascomycota; Pichiomycetes; Serinales; Debaryomycetaceae
Source: the annotation of a GenBank genome assembly
AUGUUGACAGAUGCCAAAUCCUUGAUCCACUCCAAUUUCAUCCUUUUAUUAGGUCAAGCCAUGAAUUUACCUUCAAUUCCUAUAGAAGAUAAACCCAUCAAUGGAAUCAUCAGUUUACUUUUAUUUUUACAAGGAGUGCAUGAUUUGAUCCCAAAUUUAGCUGAUAAUAUCCAUUAUUUUGAAACCAUCGUCCCAACAAGAUUGUUCUUCUAUUUCUGUCUUGGUGCUUAUUGUUAUUUAUUCGAAGAUGAAUAUUUCAGUAAUAACGUAAUCUUUGUCUAUUCAUUCUUAGAGAUCUGGGUCAACUUCUUGAUUUAUAACAAUUUAAGAGAUGAAAAAUUCCACAGAUUGAAAGAAUAUAUCAACGAACAUGGAGAAGAGUUACAAAAUAGUGAAAACGAUAAAGUUAGAGUUAUCGAAGAUUAG